CGAACUCAAGUCUUUCAUCCAGCUGCUGCAGUCGGUCGCUUCUAUUUUGAAAAGCCCUGACCGGAAGUGUGCUGUAGCGUGCUAGCAGUGGUUAGCUCUGUGCUGUCACAUCAGUGUUGUGUUAAUAAAGUUGUGUUCAAGAUGUCGGCAGGUCUGGAGCGGACUCCCCGGACUCUGCUGGUCUCUGAUCGGUCCAGCUUUCAGCACGAGAAGAACCGGCUGAGCUCCCAGGUGGAGCAGCUGCACUUCAACUACAAGGUGUCUGUGCUGCUGCCCGAGUGUAGCUCCGCCCCCUCUCACCUGGACACUGCAUUCAACAGUUUCAACAGUUUCUACCUGAUCAGGGACCUGCCCACGUACGAACUGCUGGACAAACACUUCCUGGAGGCCGCCGUGUACCAAGGACGAGUGUCCGGUCUGUCCUACAAGACAAGGCUCGAUGAAGACAACUCUGUCGCUCUGAUGCCCAACGGUCACCUGACUCUGUCUCUGGACAAAGACUCGUUUGAGCUGCUGGGAGUCGAAGGGAAACCGUCCAGAUUCAACCACAGAACCAACCGCAGAUACGUGGUGACAGUUGAUCUGACGCACAGCAGCAUGGCUCCUGGUGGGUGGGGCCAUCAGAGACUCAUCGCAGGUCUGAAGUCACGACUUCAACUGAGGACUGACUUCCUGCUGUCACAUCAUCCAGGGGGCGGAGCCUCUCUGCAGGCUCUCCUGUCUCGAUAUGAUUGGUCAGAGCACAGACCUGAGAUCAGCAGCUGCACCCUCAAAGACCUUUCCUGCCCCGCCUUGCUGACCUCUGACCUGCAGUCAUGUGACCCUCACCGCUUCCUGGAGUGGCUUGGAGCCGUGGACGCCCACGUCAGCUGUGACAACUCAUCUAGCAGCUUCCUGUCCUCACUGGUCUGUCCUGAGCCAAAGACGACACUAAGUCGAGCUCUGAGUGUCUCCAUCGUUGGACUGCUGCUUCCACAAGACGUCCACCGCCUCAUUGAGCAGAUCAGAUGUCACCUGGAGCAGCCUCGGUUGGAGUCCUGGGCAGCGCUGACGGUUCACGGUUUUGUUGACAGUCCAGUGUCGUGGGGAGGCGCUGAACACGGUGUCCUGAGAGGAGGAGAGAACUUCUACAGUCUGCUGAUGUUCCAUGACCACACCUACCACCUGCACCUGGCUACAGGAGCACAUGACACCUGUCCUCGGUGACCUCACCUGUCCUCUGUGACCUCACCUGUCCUCUUUGACCUCGUGUCCUCGGUGACCUCACCUGUCCGCUUCGACGUCAUGUGUCCUCUUUGACCUCACCUGUCCGCUUUGACCUCAUGUGUCCUCUUUGACCUCACCUGUCCGCUUUGACCUCAUGUGUCCUCUUUGACCUCACCUGUCCGCUUUGACCUCACCUGUCCUCUUUGACCUCACGUGUCCUCGGUGACCUCACCUGUCCUCUUUGACCUCGUGUCCUCGGUGACCUCAUGUGUCCUCUUUGACCUCACCUGUCCUCUUUGACCUCGUGUCCUCGGUGACCUCAUGUGUCCUCUGUGACCUCACCUGUGGUCAUCCCUGACCGGAAAACAAAUCUUUAGUUGAUUCUGAGUUUCCUCUUCAAAAGAAAACUGUUUAUCUUCAUCUGUUUUUCCUGAUAUUUUUUAUUAAUUAGUUAUAAAUGAUGUUUUGUUAUAACUCAUAAAUGGGUCAUCUGUUAUCAGAUGACACAAUAUCUGAAAAAUAUUUGUUGAAACAGUAUUUUUUUUUAAAUGUGUUGUACUGCAGUCCUUAAACACAGGAGAUGGUUACAAUCAAAAUGCUGCUGUUAACAGAGUUUGUUUAUUUUUAAUGUCACUAAAUAUUAAUGUUGAUUUUUCAUACUAAAGAAAAUAAACAGCAGUAACUUCA
Molecule: messenger RNA, 1893 nt
Organism: Epinephelus fuscoguttatus (brown-marbled grouper)
Lineage: Eukaryota; Metazoa; Chordata; Actinopteri; Perciformes; Serranidae
Gene: rpp40
Product: ribonuclease P/MRP 40 subunit
Exons: 8
Coding region: 142-1206 (354 amino acids)
Biological process (GO): tRNA 5'-leader removal; endonucleolytic cleavage in ITS1 to separate SSU-rRNA from 5.8S rRNA and LSU-rRNA from tricistronic rRNA transcript (SSU-rRNA, 5.8S rRNA, LSU-rRNA); tRNA 3'-end processing
Cellular component (GO): ribonuclease MRP complex; multimeric ribonuclease P complex
Molecular function (GO): ribonuclease P activity; ribonuclease MRP activity
Source: RefSeq, a predicted model, not a curated record